Molecule: messenger RNA, 1236 nt
Organism: Monopterus albus (swamp eel)
Lineage: Eukaryota; Metazoa; Chordata; Actinopteri; Synbranchiformes; Synbranchidae
Gene: ndnl2
Product: necdin-like 2
Exons: 11
Coding region: 72-1079 (335 amino acids)
Cellular component (GO): nucleus
Source: RefSeq, a predicted model, not a curated record
UUUGAGGCUUUAUUUUGGUUAGUUUCCUGUUUUCUGUCACCUCACCUGCCCCAGCCUUACCCCGGUUCACAAUGUCUGUUCAUUGCUUCCACAUGCUGCUCGUUACCUCGUGGUCUCCUGUCUAUAUAUCCUCCUCCCUUCCCUCAGUCUGGUUGCUGGCUUAUCUGAUCACCACAACUCGCUUGUUCCUGUUUCCUCUGCUCCUCCUUGAUCUCCACACCUGGCUGGUUCUUUUGCCUUCAUGUUCUGUUUCUGGACACUUGCAGCGUGUCGCCAUGACGCAGAGAAGGAGGCUUUCCAACACACAGAACUCACCUCAGAGCAGACAGCAGCCUGGCACCUUAAUGGCUCAGGAAGAGGAUGAUGACUCAACCUUUACUCAGCCAAGUACGUCACAGGUACAAAGAGGGCUGGAGAAACUCACACCUGCGCAGGUCGAGCAAAAGACUGCUGAAGUUGUACAGUACUUUUUGGUGAAGGACCAAAAGAAGAUUCCCAUACGCCGAGCAGACCUUGUGAAGCAUGUGGUGAAAGAUUACAGAAACAUCUACCCUGAGAUCAUAAAGAGGGCGGAACGUACUUUUGACCAGGUAUUUGGUCUUAAACUGGUUGAAAUUGACACCAAAAGUCAUUCGUACAUACUCAUCAAUAAAAUGGAGCCAGUUGUGGGAGCCUCCAUAAUCAAUCCUACCAAUCCAAAGAUGGGUCUCCUGUUUGUGAUCCUGAGUAUUAUUUUCAUGAAGGGAGGCCUUGUCAGAGAAAACCUUAUCUGGAGUACUCUGAAGAAACUCCGUGUUGACCCUGGAGAGAAACAUGAGGAGUUUGGUGAUGUGAGGAAGGUGGUCACAGAUGAGUUUGUGCGUCAGAGAUACCUGGAGUAUGUACGAAUCCCUCACACAGAGCCAGUUGAACAUGAAUUCCGCUGGGGUCAACGUGCUGAUAAAGAAGUGUCCAAAGCCAAAAUCCUUGAGUUCAUGGGUCAACUUCAUGAACAGGACCCUCAGAGCUGGAGUCAGCAGUACAGGGAAGCCCACUCCACCCCCAGCUCAAGCCAGGCCAGCACGAGCAGCCAGAGAUAACUGCCUUAGUAGUAAAAUUUCUUUUGGCCUAAUUUAAUUUAUUCUGGCUGAUGCUGUAAAAAAGAAGCUGCGUCAGUGCCAUGUUUUCUUUUUGAAUAUGUUUUUGUGUUCAUAGUUAAGAGAGAGAAACUUUUACAGUACCAAAAAAAAAAAAAAA